AUGCUUAAGUUCCUAACAAGCAGCACAGAGUCCAGUCAGUCAGCCAGUGGAGGGACAGACCCAGAUAAGACAGGCACAGAUGAGCCACCUUCAACCAGCAGCAGCACAGGAGAAGGUGUUAAUGACUGGUCAAAUAUCAACGCCAUUCUGAAGCAGCAUGAGGGUAGUCAUGAACACACAAGCAAUAUGCUUAAGUGGAGAGAACUUGAUCUGCGCUUAAGUCGUGGAAAAACACUACACCACAUAGAAAUGACAGCUUUGGAGGCUGAAAGAAAGAGAUGGCUAGAUGUCCUUACACGCCUCAUAAGUAUCACACAGUCUCUAGCUAAAAGAAACCUAGCAUUCAGAGGUUCAUCAGAUAAGCUAUUCCAACCAGAUAAUGGAAACUUUCUAAAAGAGGUUGAAUUAUUAGCUAAAUUUGACCCUGUUUUGGAAAAUCAUGUCAGCAGAAUUAAAGACGGAGAGACACAUGCUCAUGACCUUAGUAAGGACAUACAGAAUGAGCUGAUACAGCUUGUGAGUGACAGGAUUCUCACAACUAUUGUGACUCAAGUGAGAGACUCAAAAUGCUUCUCCAUUAUCUUAGACUGUACACCUGACAUUAGUCACCAGGAGCAGAUGUCCAUUAUCCUCAGAAGUGUGGCUUUAAAGGGACAGCCAGCGAUAAAGAAGCACUUCUUCGGCUUUGUGAAUGUUGAGGCUACAACUGGCUUAAGUCUGUCUACAGUCAUCUUGGACAAGCUGACUGAUCUGAAAAUUCCAUUUGACAGUUGCAGAGGGCAAGCCUAUGACAUGGCCAAUAUGAAAGGUGGAAUAUCUUGA
Molecule: messenger RNA, 822 nt
Organism: Eleginops maclovinus (Patagonian blennie)
Lineage: Eukaryota; Metazoa; Chordata; Actinopteri; Perciformes; Eleginopidae
Product: zinc finger MYM-type protein 1-like
Exons: 3
Coding region: 1-822 (273 amino acids)
Source: RefSeq, a predicted model, not a curated record